UUAAAAGCAAGUUAAGAGGCACCUUUGUAAUAAUUCACAAUAAUUUCAAUUUUAUACUUCUCAUAAAAUGAAUAACAGAGAUCUUGCUGCAUUUUGUGUAAUAUGCAACCAGCAAGUUGACUUGGUACCCAUUCGAUUUAGAAGAUACUUGUAUGACCCAGAUUUCAGCCUAAACAACCUUCUGCAGCUUAUGUUUCAAAACUACGAGUUUCUGAUAUGUCAACCGUGUAAUGAGGAUGUAUUAGCGAGUUUCACAAGAUGUUAUCACGAACGCCGUUGCUAUUGCUUCUUAUGCAGGGAAGACUACUAUUUUCCCUAUGGCUCCUGCAUGAUGUAUGAUUGGUCAUAUUCAGACUGUUAUGAGCCAAUUAUAAUACGACAACAUGUACAUGGUCGGUGUAUCAAAGCUUGUAAAAGAUUACAGGAUAUCUAUUCCGCCAUCAACUUAAACAACUGGUGUUUUGUAGAUGAAGUGGAAUACAUUAUUGAAGAAGGCCUAAUAGACGAGUUCUACAUUAUUGAAUACGAAAUGGCUUUCUCGGCGGUUUGUAUCCCGAUAGAGUUCCCACGAAGAAUUCCCAGACCUAUUGACAUGAGCCCAUUGCCGCUCUUUAAAGCAAUUCAAUUUGACUUAAAUGUCGAGAAGAUUGAAUACAUUAUGAGAAGUAUUAAACUAUGAGUUAAAAGCAAAUUGUUACAAAUUCGUUGAGUGUUGAGUGUUUCGACAAAA
Molecule: messenger RNA, 730 nt
Organism: Photinus pyralis (common eastern firefly)
Lineage: Eukaryota; Metazoa; Arthropoda; Insecta; Coleoptera; Lampyridae
Exons: 4
Coding region: 68-679 (203 amino acids)
Source: RefSeq, a predicted model, not a curated record